GUUGUCGUUCGGCACUCGUUGCUAAGCGUCGUUGCUAAGGAACUCUGUUUGUGUUUGUUUCUGUUUGUGUUUCUUUCUGUUUUGAAUUUGAUCCAAGUUUGUAGCUCAACGUGUAGCUUAACUUUUAGCUCACUCCGUUGGUUGCCGUUUGCAAGUUUGUUUUUUUAUCGUGGUCUCUACUCGUAAAAAAAGGUUCCAUGUUUUUACAAAAGCUUCUCUGUUUUUGUUACGAGUGUCAACAGUGACAAAAAGUUCAUGGGGUACCAUUUUGGUUUUCACAGUUCAGUAACGAGAGAAAAAAUGAGAGACAAAGACACUGAAGCGUUUCCUGAUCAACAAAGGACUUGAGCGGGAUCAGUGGUUCACGCCCGACAAACUGAUGGAGAUGGUGCCUAACGUUGGCUCGAUUAUCGACUUAACUGCGACCGAUAAAUAUUAUAAUCCAGCGCUUUUCACGACGCGUGGAAUACGGCACACCAAAAUCGGGUGCGGUGGCCGCGGAACCAUUCCCUUCGAAGCUAUCGUUCAUAGAUUCUUUGAUGUAGUCGAUGCUUUCCUUCUCAGCGCCCACUCUCAAGGCAAAGUUUUGAUGGUGCACUGCACGCACGUUAAAUUGAACAAACAACACACGAAGAAAUUAAACAUGAAUUUUAACAAAUUGGUUAAGUUGUUCCAAGUUAUUAAGUUAAAAGUUUAAAUUUUUUAAGGCGACUGUUUAUUCAAAAUCUUCCUCAUCGCUCAUACAUUCAAUUGGAAUACGUUGAAUGUUCAUGAUUGCAUCAUGUUUCUCCAAUUCAUGUUUAAGAAUCUCGUCGACAAUAGAAUCUCCCACACUUGAACCUAUUAGAACAAUAUAGAAUGCAAUGAUAACUCACAUUGUUUAUGACAGACUUUUGUUUUUUUAAUGGAUGCAUACAAACCAUUGUUGAAUGUAGCGUAUUCCUGUUUAGCUUACUCUAUAAACAUUUUUUUUGUUUUCCAGAAGGGAGGGCCAGGUGCUGUAGGCAUUUGAAAUGAAUUUUUGGUAAUUCCCGGUCCAUGAGCGAUUGCCUUGUAAAUAGGUACGGCGAUGCAAGGAACUACGGUACCUAUUUAUGUUUACAGAAGUAAUAAAAAGUUUCUUCGUUUUGGGUUGGAAUAAUAAGUGAAUUGUACAAAAACCAGAAAAUUGGAUUCAUGGCGGAAUGAUCCUUCAUUUCAUUUGUUUUGGUUGGGAAACAAUGUACGAUGUUAUCGGCUCCCUAGUCGGGAACACCGGGACGUAGCUUUUUAAUUUCUUCAUCAAUUUCUUGCUUUCUCAACUUCUGAAUUUCAUCUUUCACUUUGGCUCUGAAUUCGUAUUAAUUCAUUAUUUCUGCUGAAAUGCCCUGCAAUAUUGAAAUUGUUCUCAUAAUUUAAGGAAAGUUCAUGAAUCAAGAAAAUAAUGAAUACAAUGAAUACUUUACAUACAUUUAUAUUUAUACAAUUAUAUACUUACAUCUUUUCUAUCUCCCUGAUGUUAUAUUCUUUGAAGUUUUCACCUGGGUUUUCUUUCACGAAGUCAGUAGUGAUGCAGUGAACAUAAAUUCCAAAGGGUGUUAUUUUGGUUAAUUGCAUACGGUAUCUUAGUAGUUCACUUACACUUGCCAUUUCAUGAACCUUCUUGAUAGCCAUCAAGAAUCAGACUGACGAGUCUAGACAGGGCGACUCAUCAAAGCGAGACAUACAACAAAAUAAUGGUGAAUCGCGAUAGCUGGGGGGU
Messenger RNA from Daphnia pulicaria, 1741 nucleotides. RefSeq names its product probable tyrosine-protein phosphatase F54C8.4. The record is from RefSeq and is a predicted model, not a curated record. The transcript has 6 exons. NCBI's taxonomy places the organism in Eukaryota, Metazoa, Arthropoda, Branchiopoda, Diplostraca, Daphniidae. The coding region runs from base 380 to 697 and encodes 105 amino acids. Gene Ontology annotation, molecular function: polynucleotide 5'-phosphatase activity.